AUGUCGUCAUCGAAUUCUUCAACGACGACAACUCAACUUCAAUAUGCACAAGAACAACUGAAUCGUUAUAUGCCAAUGGUUUUAUUAAUAUUUGGUAGUUUUGGUAACAUAUUAAAUGUAAUCAUACUUACAAGAAAACAGUUAUGUACAAAUCCAACUUCAACCUAUUUUCUUGCAUCAACAUUAGCUGGUUGUACUGCACUAUUAUUUGGUAGUCUUCUACGCGUACUUGAUGGCUAUUACAUUUAUCCAACAGCAGCUUCAGACUUGUAUUGCAAAGUUCGAGUAUUUCUCAAUUUUUUUUCAUUGUCACUCGCAUCGUGGUUUAUCGUUUUGGCUUGUGUGGAUCGAUAUGUAUCAAGUUCAAAAAAUGUUAAAAUUCGAUCAUUUAGCUCUGUUAAAACAGCUAAACGUGCAAUUGGUUUAAUGACUAUUCUUAUAUGUUCAUUAUUUUCACCGAUGCUUUAUUGUAUCCGAGGCAUGUGGGCAGCAGCAGUAUUGAAUUGUGGACCACCAUCACCUACAUGUCAGCAAUAUAAUAGCUUCAAUGUGUUAAUCAAUUUAAGUCUUCUACCACCAUUACUUAUGUUAAUUUUUGGCCUGUUAACAGUUCGUAAUGUGAGAUCAAUUGCUAGACGAAUUGUUCCAUCGACAACAACAACAACAAUAGGGGUUCCUUCUCGUAUGAAGAAUAAAGAUCGUCAGUUAACAGUUAUGUUAAUAGUACAGGUGGCAUUUAUAACAAUAAUAUCAUUACCAUUUUCAGUAGACAGAAUCUAUGCAGUAUUAACAAUAUCACUGGUCAAAAGUAACGAACGACAGGAUAUUGAAAACUUUUUGUAUACUUUACUAAAUUUAGUACAGUUCAUAAAUAGUGCAACAAGCUUUUAUCUCUUUACAUUAACAGGAACAAUAUUCAGGCAAGAAUUAAAACGUUUAAUAUUCUAUUAUUUACCAAGAAUAUCCACCACCAAUGAAACAACAACAAAAAGAAAAACGCAACUAGAACUAUCAACAAUUAAACAUUAA
This is a messenger RNA of Didymodactylos carnosus, 1029 nucleotides long. The record is from the annotation of a GenBank genome assembly. NCBI's taxonomy places the organism in Eukaryota, Metazoa, Rotifera, Eurotatoria, Philodinida, Philodinidae.